AUUGAAGUUUUAUUUGACGAAUAGGAUCAUGACGUGAUUGCAAUGAAUAUUUUCUCAUUAGUUAUAUAAACAAAUCUGAGUAAAAAAAAAAAAAGUAAUUUUUGACUUACAAAAACAAAUUGUUCAACUCAUAUGUUGGCAACAAUUUAUAUCUCUUGAAAAAGGAAAAAUCAACUGCUACAUAUUUUCCUUUUUUCCAUAAUACAUUUACAUCUAAGAUUCACCACUAAUCAUUUGAACGAUGAAAAUAUUCUCAUUUUUUUCCCGAUAUUUCUGUAGAAAAUUAACUUUAUUUUUUAUAAUAGACAUUAUAAUGUUGCUGAUCAAUUAAUAAAUCGAAUAUCUGCUUCACUACAAUAUUUUCUCAACAAUAUAACAACUAAUCAAUCUAUUCUGUUCGAAAGUUGUGAAUAUCUUCAUAUUAAUUCAUUAAUUCGAGAACAAUGUCGUGAAGUCUGUACAAUUAUUAGUAAUGAUGUACAAAAUUGGCUAAAAGUUCCACGAAAAAUAAUAAUUAUCACAUGUAAUGAUAAAAUUCUUCAUAUGUAUCUGAGUGCUGAUCAAAGUCGUCCAAAUAAUGCUGAUAUUUUUCUUCUAGUACUUAACAAUACUAGUCGAUCAUUACGAAAAGAAUUUGAAACACAAACAAAUUUAUCAAAUGUAAUGAAUCAUAAAUUUCAAAGAAAAAUAAAUAAUAAUAAUCAAAACUUAUCAAAUUCAUCAAGAACUACAACUGAUAGUUUUCAAUAUUCGUCAAUAGUAGAACGAACUCAAUCAUGUCCAAAUUUUCAUUCAUCAGAACUUACAGCAUCAAAUGAAAAAUGUGAAAUUACUCAUCGAAGUGAAGUAGUAUUUCUGAGAACAUCAAAUAAAGUUAUUGCACCUUUUACAUUAUUUACAAUACCACUAACAGAUAAUAUUUCAGUACUUAUUCUUGUCGAAGUAAGUCUUUUAUAUUUGUUCAUAAAAUCACAUUGA
This is a messenger RNA of Rotaria sp. Silwood2, 978 nucleotides long. The record is from the annotation of a GenBank genome assembly. NCBI's taxonomy places the organism in Eukaryota, Metazoa, Rotifera, Eurotatoria, Philodinida, Philodinidae.